AAUUUUUGGAACAUCGACAACGCAACAAUGGCGGAGGAGAAGGUCCUCAGCUACAACGAUGUGGUUCUCCGGGGAUCGGACCUCGAGAUCCUUCAAGGUCCUCACUACAUCAACGAUCGCAUCAUUGAGUUCUACUGGAGCUACCUCUCCACCACCAUCUCCGACCGCAUCCUCUUCGUCCCGCCUUCCAUCUCCUUCUGGAUCGCCAAUUGCCCCGAUUCCCAAUCUCUCCGCGAGGCUGUCAAUCCCCUCAAUUUCCUUUCUAGGGAUUUGGUGGUCUUCACAGUCAAUGACAGCUCGGAUUUCACUCAGGCCGAGGGCGGCGCGCACUGGAGCUUGUUGGUGUAUGAGCGAGCGAAUAAUGUGGUUGUGCAUCACGAUAGCUUGACACCGAUGAAUCGAUCGCAGGCGAGACGGUUCUUCAAGGCUGUGAAGGGGUUUCUCGGAGAUGGUUCAGAGGAGGUGAGAUUCAUAGAAGGGCAGACGCCACAGCAGACCAAUGCUUAUGAUUGUGGGCUCUAUGUGAUGAGGAUCGGAAGAGUGGUGUGUGAUUGGUUUGAAGGUCAGUGUGAUAGAGGGAUUGAUUUAUGGUUUUCUGAAUUGAAUGAGGAGGUGGAUACUGUGGUUGUGGCUAAUCUCCGCAAUGCGGUUCUGGAGCUCAUUCUGGGAUUCAUGAAGAAGAGCAAGUGAUUGGAAAAAAAAAAGUUUUGAUUUUUGGAGCAAGAGUAUACUGUUUGAUCUCAAUAGACUUUGCAUGGAUGUCUUCUUGUUGCUCAAAUAAUAUGACAUGCUGUGAGUGCCACACUUUGUGGAAGAGUUGAUUAAUAGGCUUGAUGAGGAUGAUUGAGCUGGAAAUGGAAGUGGGAGAAAAGAUGGUUCAUGAUGCACAAGCUUCUUUUGGUGUUUAGGACUUCUAUUUAUUGUGGUUUUUAAGUAAAUUUUAUGAGUGUGUGCUCAUAUCAACUUGGUUAAUCUAUGAAAUUUUCAUUAUCAGUUC
Molecule: messenger RNA, 997 nt
Organism: Dioscorea cayenensis subsp. rotundata (Guinea yam)
Lineage: Eukaryota; Viridiplantae; Streptophyta; Magnoliopsida; Dioscoreales; Dioscoreaceae
Product: NEDD8-specific protease 1
Exons: 2
Coding region: 28-690 (220 amino acids)
Biological process (GO): proteolysis
Molecular function (GO): cysteine-type peptidase activity; deNEDDylase activity
Source: RefSeq, a predicted model, not a curated record